AUGAACAGUGAACUCAUCAAGGUGAACUGCUUGCUUGCUAAGCUCACCAAAUCACAACAAUACACAAAAACCCUUCAAUUGUUCCACAAAAUUCAGUCUUCCCACUAUCUAAAACCAGAUCAAUAUACCCUCUCUACAACCCUCACCGCUAGCGCCAAUCUCCGUGAUGACGCCGCCGGAAACCAGGUCCACGCGCACGUUAUCAAAACCGGCUAUAAAAUCUACUCACACGUAGCCAACACUCUGCUCUUCCUCUACUCAAAAUCAGAAGACUUGGCUUCAGUAAAACGAGUUUUCGCAGAGAUUAAAGUCCCGGAUGUGUAUUCAUGGACAACACUAUUGUCUGCGUGCACAAACCUCGGGGAAGUUGAUUAUGCAUGCCACCUGCUCAAUCAAAUACCCCACAGAAACGAAGCUGUCUGGAACGCCGUAAUCACAGGUUGCGCAGAUAAUGGGUAUCCAUCCAUCGCAUUGGACAUGUUUAAUCGAAUGCACUUGUUGGGAAUUAGACAUGAUAACUAUAGUUACGCUAGCGUUUUGAGCAUGUGUUCUUCAGAAUUAAUCGACUAUGGUGUACAAGUUCACUCACUGGUUAUCAAGACUGGUUUUUUAGUCAAACCUUCAGUUACAAAAUGCUCUUAUCACAAUGUAUUUCAACUUCGGAAACGCUAA
Molecule: messenger RNA, 672 nt
Organism: Lactuca virosa
Lineage: Eukaryota; Viridiplantae; Streptophyta; Magnoliopsida; Asterales; Asteraceae
Source: the annotation of a GenBank genome assembly